Molecule: messenger RNA, 1370 nt
Organism: Malaclemys terrapin pileata
Lineage: Eukaryota; Metazoa; Chordata; Testudines; Emydidae
Gene: TRAPPC3L
Product: trafficking protein particle complex subunit 3L
Exons: 5
Coding region: 36-581 (181 amino acids)
Biological process (GO): intra-Golgi vesicle-mediated transport; endoplasmic reticulum to Golgi vesicle-mediated transport
Cellular component (GO): cytosol; TRAPP complex; cis-Golgi network membrane
Source: RefSeq, a predicted model, not a curated record
CCAAUGAUCAUACAGUUCAUCAUUAUUCAAGCAACAUGUCACGGCCAACGAACAGAAGACAAGAUAAUCACAAAAUAAGCAGAGAACUCUUUGUGCUCACCUAUGGAGCUUUGGUAGCCCAGCUGUGUAAGGACUACGAAAAGGAUGAAGAUGUGAACAAGUAUCUAGACAAAAUGGGCUAUGACAUUGGUAUAAGGCUGGUUGAAGACUUUUUGGCUCGCUCUGCUGUGAGGAAGUGCCGUAGCUAUUCUGAAACUGUAGACGUGAUUGCACAGGUUGCUUUCAAGAUGUACCUUGGGGUUACCCCUAGUGUGAGCUGCAGUAACACAGCAGAAAAUGAAUUCUUCCUAAUGCUGGACAAGAACCCUUUAGUGGACUUUGUGGAGGAGCUCCCAGCAGGACGAUGUUCACUUUGCUACUGUAACCUCCUGUGUGGUGUUAUUAGAGGAGCCCUGGAAAUGGUUCACUUAGCAGCAGAAGUUACCUUCGUUCAAGACAGACUGAAGGGUGACGAUGUGACGGAAAUAGGAAUUACAUUUUUAAAGAAGCUCGAAGACAAAAAGCACAAAAGAAAGAAGUGAAGCUGAUAGAAGGAAUCCUGUCUAACUUACAGUUUGCCCAUUUUUACCUAUUUAGGAAGAAAAUCCAUAUGGUGGCAAUGGCUUCAUUGAUUCAGGUACAGUUACAUCUUAGAGUGGUAAAGACAGUCAGAGCAUAUACUCAAAAUGUACUGUCACCACCUUGCAGAAUUCAACAUACAUUCUUAAAAAGGACCAGUCCUUUACUCCUUUCACAGGGAAAAUCCCAUUGAUUUCAUCAGAAGUGUGUGACUGGGCCCCAAAUCUCUAUCCUAAUUCCUGUUCUUUUUCAUUAGAAAUGUGAUUGUAUUUUCCAGUUUGCUCAUUAGUGAUGCUUCAAAGACAUAAAGAACUAUGUUUGUAUUGAUAUGCUUUUCAUUCUAGCCCUUAUGAUUGUGAACAAGACAUUGUUUUGCUAUAAAUUGUGCAGUUUCUCCUUCCAAUGCAUCUUCCUUUGUUUCACUUGUGACUACGGUUUUUCCUUCAUUUUGCCCAAUCUGCUCCCACUGAAAUCAAACAGAGAUGUGAUUACACUGGGAUCAGGUUUUCUGUAGGUAAACAUGACAACAUGCAGUUUUGUUCAGGUGCAUAUAGCAGACCUGGAGAAUUUUUCUAAAUAAUGGAAUAUGGAUGCUGUUUGAGACUAAGCACCUUGUGCAGCUUUAACUUGCGUGUUCUUCUUCAGAAUAUAUAGAUUGUUAGCAAACUGAAAAAGCAUGAUGUAAUAUAAUGCACAGUCAUCUUAAAUAUGAGCUUCACCCAAGCAAACUGUAAUAAAACAUGCAAACACUA